Molecule: messenger RNA, 650 nt
Organism: Hippocampus comes (tiger tail seahorse)
Lineage: Eukaryota; Metazoa; Chordata; Actinopteri; Syngnathiformes; Syngnathidae
Gene: atp5pd
Product: ATP synthase peripheral stalk subunit d
Exons: 6
Coding region: 109-594 (161 amino acids)
Biological process (GO): proton motive force-driven ATP synthesis
Molecular function (GO): proton transmembrane transporter activity
Source: RefSeq, a predicted model, not a curated record
UAGAGGGCGAUAACGGACUCACUGUAGACCUGUUUUAUUCAAAGAAGAAUCACUUCCUCUCCGGAGUCGUCCUGUCAGAGACUCCUUCAGUGCAGUGAGAUUGUCAAGAUGGCAGGCCGCCGUUUAGCCCUGAAGGCCAUUGACUGGGUGGCAUUUGCUGAGCGUGUCCCACCCAACCAGAAGGGCAUGUUCAAUGCUCUGAAGACCCGCAGUGAUGCAAUUUCUGCUAAACUCGCUUCCCUGCCAGAGUCUCCCGUUGCCAUCGACUGGAGCUAUUACAAGAGCGCUGUGGCCAAAGCUGGGAUGGUUGAUGAGUUUGAGAAGAAGUUCAAAGCGCUGAAGAUCCCUGAGCCUGCUGAUAUGCAGACAAGUGCCAUCAACGCGCAGGAGGCAGAGGCUGAAAAAGAUGCCCAAGCUUACGUGGAAGCGUCUAAAGCUCGCAUUGCUCAGUAUGAGACAGAGUUGGAUAAGUUCAAGAAUAUGAUCCCCUUUGACCAGAUGACCAUUGAAGACCUCAACAACACCUUCCCUGAGACCAAGUUGGACACGGUCAAAUAUCCAUAUUGGCCCCACAAGCCCAUUUCUGAACUGUGAUUAAUUAAUUGACUUGACACUCACUUCACAAUAAAAAAAAACAUAUUUUAAAUGUA